This is a messenger RNA of Prorocentrum cordatum, 191 nucleotides long. NCBI's taxonomy places the organism in Eukaryota, Dinophyceae, Prorocentrales, Prorocentraceae. The record is from the annotation of a GenBank genome assembly.
AAGAAGUCUACAAGAAGCUGACUGAGCGGGAGCUGAACAUGCACCGCCACACGCAGCAGCUCGAGACCACACUCAAGGGCGACGCGCAGCCAGUGCAGCCUGUGGCCCAGGCGUUGAAGCGCACGCAGGCUGAGAAGUCGAGCUCCGACUCGGAGUACUCCUACUCGGACUCGGAAGAAAGCGGCAAGCAG